GUGCUCAAAAGAACUGUCACUUCAUUUGUUUUUCUUUGCGUUAACACGAUAAUAUUUUUAUAAAUUUUAUAAAAAUUAUUUAAUUGCAACACAAUUUGAAAUAAUUUUCAAAUAAAAAUGGGAAUAAAAAAGGUAAAAAUCAGUUCCGUAAAACGAACGGCCCAUUUGAAAAACAAAAAGGUACCUCUGAGCAAGCAACAACAAAACAAGCUAGCCCAGCAAAAAGCAACCAAGGAGCGAGGUUCGAAUAUAUUCAUACAGAAGGCACGUAAAAAGGAUGAUGUAUUUCAAAAGAAAAAACAAAACAAGCGCGAGUCGCUGGGUCUUCCUAUGAACUUGGAUGAUGAUCAAGAUGAGGAUGAAUUGUUGGACAACGUGGCCGAUAUGUUGGAUGGAGAAGAUUUAGAGUUUUUACAAUUAAAACGUGGUGUUAAACAACGCAAGCGUAAACAUGCUGGUGAGGAUGAGGCAGAACACGAUGAUCUGAAGCACUCGGUGGGUUUGGAGAAACAAUUUGCUGUGGACACUGCCCUAGAAGAGGAAACCAAAAAAAUCAAAGUUGAUUUAUUGCCCAUUAAAAGUAGAGAUGGUGAAAUUAUAACACGUAGUGCACAGGUCGACUAUAAGCCAAAACCAAAGCAAAAGAAAAUUCAAGAAACCGAAGAGGAAGCAGAUGAGGAAGAAGCUGCUGAAGAAUAUGAAGAUAGUGAUGAUGAUGUUGUUAAUGAUGAUGAGGAGAGUGCUAUUAAAGCAGCAGCUGAAAAGAAAAUGAUUUCCACCACUGAUUUGCUUAUAGCUCGCCAGCAAGAAAUUGAACGUCAAAAAUAUCGUAUUGGUAUUAUUUGUUCUGGUAUUCUGGAGAAACCUGAGGAUAAAAUGCGUAAUUUUAAUGCUCUUUAUGAGCUAAUGGAUGAGGCCAGCAACAAUGGCGUGCCUAAUCUACUAACUGUGCGUAAGGUGGCCAUAGUUUCUCUAACGGAAAUCUUCAAAGAUAUUUUACCCGAAUAUCGUGUCGGUCAGAUUGAUACUAAAAUGCAGCAAGUACGCAAAGCCACCUUGGAGAGAGUAACCUUUGAAAAUGCUCUGCUACAGCAAUUCAAAAAAUUCUUGCAGCGUUUAGAAAAGCUUACAGGCUGUGUUAAUCGUAAAGGUCAUGGUCGCGUAACACCACAAGCUGUUAAAAUGGCCGAAGUUGCGGUACAAUCAAUGUGCGACCUUCUCAUAGCCCAUCCCUACUUCAAUUAUGUCAAGAAUAUUGCACAACUAUUGGUGUACAUGCUCAACAGUAAUUAUCCCCGCAUGAGGGAUGCUGUAAAUAAAUGCUUCCGUUUUGUCUUUGCCAACGACAAAAAACUUGACAUGACCCUUUUCAUUAUACGACGCAUAAAUCACCUGAUUAAAGCCAAAAAUAACAACGUGCACUUGGAAUGCAUUACCUGCCUUCAAGACCUUAAAAUUAAGAAUGUAAAUUUAGAUGCUGAAAAGGAAAACGAAUUGAAGCAAAAGAAAUUGGAGGCGCAUCGUCAGCGCCUUUUGAGUCUGUCUAAGAAGGAACGUAAGAGGCGCAAGAAAUUGACGGAAUUGAACAAGGAAUUGGAGGAGACCAGAGCUGAGGAGAAUAAACAGACCAAACAUUUCAAAUUGACCGAAAUUGUUAAAAUGUUAUUCAACAUUUACUUCAGAGUCUUGAAAAAUGAUCCAACUUCGAAAGUUUUGAGUGCAAUAUUAGAGGGUUUGGCAGAAUUCGCCCAUGUCAUUAAUUUAGAUUUCUUCUCCGAUUUGAUUGAAGUUCUGAAUAAUAUCUUGGAGAACCAAGAAGAAUUGGGCUAUCGUGAGCAGUUGCAUUGCAUUAAAACCAUUUUCGUCAUACUCUCCGGUCAGGGUGAAGUCUUAAACAUCGAUCCUAUUCGUUUUUAUCAACAUUUCUAUAAAAAUAUGUUGGCUGUUAAUGCGGGCAAAAAUCAUGAUGACUUUCGUGUUAUUUUGGAAACCCUUGAUGAGGUUCUUGUUAAAAGAAGACGUAACAUGAGUCAACAACGUUUAAUGGCAUUUGUCAAACGUUUAUUGACAAUUAGUUUGAAUUUGUUACACCAUGGUACACUGGCCUCUUUGGGUACUAUUAAAACCACCUUCCAGCUGACAUCCGUUUUGGACAUUCUACUUGAUACAGAUGAUAGUAUUGGCUCAGGAAAAUACGAUGCAGAAUUAGAAGAUCCAGAAUAUUGUAAUGCAUCGUGUACAGCUUUGUAUGAGUUGAGUAUGUUGACGAGACAUUACCAUCCAACAGUGCGUAAGAUGGCAAUGCAUAUUGCUAACGGAGUGCCAGCAUCUGGAGAGGGUUGCUUGCCUUCGGAAAUAGGAAAAUUAUCUGCUUUUGAUUUAUUUGAAGAAUUUGAUAGUACUCAAAUGGUCUUCAAUCCAACUAUACCUUUGCCCAAACAAUGUGAACCUAAACUGAAGAAAGGUCGUUAUAACUAUAUAAAUAAGAAUUUUAAACCCUUCUACCAGUCGAUGUUAAAACGGAAUGUAGUCCACAGCAAUAGUAAAGUAAAAGAAACAUACUUUGAUUUUUAUAAGGAAUUGAAAAGUAAAUAAAGCUGUAUAUAAUUAGAUAAAAA
Molecule: messenger RNA, 2618 nt
Organism: Calliphora vicina (urban bluebottle blowfly)
Lineage: Eukaryota; Metazoa; Arthropoda; Insecta; Diptera; Calliphoridae
Gene: Noc3
Product: Nucleolar complex protein 3
Exons: 4
Coding region: 118-2595 (825 amino acids)
Biological process (GO): DNA replication initiation
Cellular component (GO): nucleolus
Molecular function (GO): chromatin binding
Source: RefSeq, a predicted model, not a curated record